AGAGAGAGAGAGAGAGAGAGAGAGAUAGAGAGAGAGAGAGAUGAGCCUAAAAGGGAAAAUGAAAAGCUUUUUGUCUACAUGCAUAUAACAUAGUAGAUGGAAUCCACUAAAUUAUAUAAGAAGACACGCUUCUUCCACCCCCAAACCCUAAAUACCAACAACACUGCAACAGAAGAACUAGUUAAUUAGAAGAAAAAGAAAAUGGGAAGAGGGAAGAUAGAAGUGAAGAGGAUAGAGAACAACACGAGCAGACAAGUUACGUUUUCGAAACGUAGAUCCGGUUUGAUGAAGAAGACACACGAGCUUUCCGUUCUUUGCGAUGCUCAAAUUGGCCUUAUUGUCUUCUCUACCAAGGGCAAACUCACCGAGUACUGCACCCCUCCUCUCUGCAUGAAGCAGAUAAUCGACAGGUAUGUCAAGUCGAAGGGCAUUCCUAUCCCGGACCACAACAAUCGAGCCGGAGCAAUCGCAUACAAUGACCAAAUGUACAAAGAGUUGGCGCGAAUGAAAAACGAAACCCUGAAUCUGCAAUUGAGCCUGCAGAGGUACAAGGGAGAUGACCUCAGCACCGUACAUUUUGAUGAGCUAAGAGAACUCGAACACCAGCUCGAACAAUCCGUCAACAAAGUUCGUGCUCGUAAGUUCCAGCUUCUUCACGAGCAACUCGAAAAUCUCAAGAGGACGGAAGUACUGCUGGAGAAGGAAAACCAAGAAAUGUACCAAUGGCUAAUGAGUAACCAGAUAGAGAAGCAAGCAGAAAUGGAGGCACAACAGCAACAAAUAGCAAUGACAGAACUGAAGCUGGUCGAACAACAGCCGUUGAUGAACCAGUUCCCGUUUUUCGGAGAAGAUCUUCACCUCGGAAAUUUACCCGAUCAACAACUUCACACACACACGUACCGCCUUCAACCUACUCACCCGAAUCUCCAAGAUUCCACCCAAAUCGAGUGAUUAUGUUGCAUGCAUGCAAGGGAUUGAGUUUAAUGAAGAAGCUAGUGUAAUUUGUUUUGUGUGUUUGUUAGUUAUAAAUAUUUAUGACAGACCAAGAUAUAUAUAUUUAUAUACUAGUAAAUAUAUUUAGUAUAUAUAUAUAUAUGUAAUUAUGGUUUAAAUACUGUUCAAUGUUC
Erythranthe guttata (spotted monkey flower) is the source of this 1127-nucleotide messenger RNA. It is a transcript of the gene TT16, whose product is annotated as K-box region and MADS-box transcription factor family protein. The record is from RefSeq and is a predicted model, not a curated record. Gene Ontology annotation, molecular function: DNA-binding transcription factor activity; protein dimerization activity; RNA polymerase II transcription regulatory region sequence-specific DNA binding. Gene Ontology annotation, cellular component: nucleus. Lineage: Eukaryota; Viridiplantae; Streptophyta; Magnoliopsida; Lamiales; Phrymaceae. Gene Ontology annotation, biological process: positive regulation of transcription by RNA polymerase II.